AAAUGUAAAAAUAUUGAGUUUACAUAUACACGAAUGUGUGCAUUUGGAGAUAACGGAAGAUUUUAUAUUUUCGGGAAAAAGUGAAAAAAACAACCACAUUGUUAUUGUGAAUAGCAACACGUUUGAAUAAAAAAACACCAAUCGAGUUCACAUUAAUUGGGGCAAACACAAAUUAUGCACCAAUCUAUCCGAUCAGCUGCCUAGGACACCGAAAAAGUUGGACAAUUGAUGUAAUUUGCAGAACAUAAUACCUAGGUGCUACCAGCAAACAAUAAAUGAUUUAUGAAAAACAUACAACGGAGGUUAAUUAAUCUUGAACAAGUUCUGACGAGUUGAAACGAAAUGAUUAUUUGCCACCACAUUUUAUGUGAAUCAAAUGUAUAGGCCACUUCUUUUGUUAAAUCUGAUUGAUAAAACGUCUGAUGUACCACAAUCCCGGCAACAAUAACGCAUUAGCUGGAGGAGGAGGAGGAGGAGCAGGUGGUUCAUCAACGCCCGGCAAUCCCAACGCCCAAAUAAAUAUGGAUUCAAUGCAACAGCAGAACAUGAAUUACAAUGGCAUGCCGCAACAACAACAGCAGCAACAGCAACAGCAGGCCUCAAAUACCAAUAAGAAUAUGCGUAAGAAGCCGUAUGUUAAAAUAACCGAACAGCCAGCCGGCAAAGCGUUAAGGUUCCGUUAUGAAUGCGAGGGCCGGUCGGCCGGAUCAAUACCAGGCGUCAACUCCACGCCCGAGAAUAAAACUUACCCCACGAUUGAAAUAGUAGGUUAUAAAGGACGUGCUGUAGUUGUUGUCUCAUGUGUCACCAAAGAUCAACCCUAUCGACCUCAUCCGCAUAAUCUGGUGGGCAAGGAGGGCUGCAAAAAGGGUGUUUGCACCUUGGAAAUUAACUCCGAAACCAUGAGAGCUGUGUUUAGCAAUUUGGGCAUUCAGUGCGUCAAAAAGAAGGACAUUGAAGCAGCUCUCAAAGCACGCGAAGAGAUUCGAGUGGACCCAUUCAAGACUGGAUUCGCUCACAGAUUUCAACCCUCAAGUAUUGAUCUGAACUCAGUUCGGUUGUGUUUCCAAGUGUUCAUGGAGAGUGAUCAAAAGGGCCGUUUUACGCAGCCUCUUCCGCCCGUAGUCUCAGAACCAAUCUACGACAAGAAAGCCAUGUCGGAUCUUGUGAUCUGUCGCCUGUGCAGUUGUUCAGCCACAGUGCUGGGCAACACUCAAAUCAUUUUGUUAUGCGAAAAGGUAGCCAAAGAAGAUAUAGCAGUGCGUUUCUUCGAAGAGAAGAAUGGUCAAUUAGUCUGGGAGUCUUAUGGAGAAUUUCAACACACCGAUGUGCACAAGCAGACUGCCAUAGCAUUUAAGACGCCACGAUAUCACACGAUGGAUAUAACAGAGCCGGCUAAGGUAUUCAUUCAGCUGAAGCGGCCAUCGGAUGGUGUCACCAGUGAAGCACUUCCAUUCGAAUAUGUUCCAUUAGACUCAGGUAGGGCUCGAUUUUUGGAUUUACGUCGGAACCUCAAGAGGAAACCCGACUAUGACAUCUUCCAAGAAAUACUAGGUGUGGACAGCCGCAUCGCCUCUGGCGAUAAGAAGCUACAGUUCAACGCUCCUUCAAUGGAGGUCAUUGAUUUGAAUACACCGACCACUGACCAACAACCGGCAGCAGAUCAAACAAUUGUUUCCGAAGCUAAGCAAACUGUGACUUCGACGGACGAACCAACGACAAUGACGACCAACGAAAAUAUAGACGUCGACUACGACGAAGAAUCUAAACGACGAAGUCAGCAAGAAAUUGACUCCAUCAUUGAUGAGAAAAUGAGAGAGUUAGAGCAGCAGCAGCAAGAGCAGCAGUUAGGUGCCAUACAACAAGUGGCCAAUAUAAUCAAUCCCGAAGAAGGCAACGUCUCCCCCAAACCCCAGUCUGCGCAUGAAAUGAAUGCGGACGAAAAAAUCACCGAAUGGAUACACUCCAAUGAAAUGCAAAAAUCUGUCGAAGGUGGCGGCGGCAGCCCCAGUGCCAUGGAAUCAGAGGACAAAACUUUGAGCGAUCUUUUAGAGCAGGUGGCAGAAUUGGAUGAAAUUUAUUCUGAACAUGUUGUGAGGCGCGACACGUACAAUAACGCCCUGAUCAAUGAAUUAAAUGGCAUCGAUGCUUGUGUACCGGAACAAAAUACUGGCUUUGUUGAUGGUGGGCAAACUGCAAUGGAGGUUGAGGAUAGCUUCGAUGAUGCCGCCACCUAUAGCAGUCUACAGAUUGCCUUUAAAAAUCCUAUAUCUAUACCUAUGGAGGAAAUCAUGCCUCCCACACCGCCCGCUUCCGUUCAAACAGAUAUUGGGGAAUGUAGUAACUAUGACCCCGUCGAGGUGAGAACGAGAUCAACUCCCGAUAUAAUGCAGCAGUCGCAAAUCCAAAAUACUCCACCUAGGCCAGCACCGCCCAAAACAAUCUCGCCACACAUGCACAUAACAGCAGUUGAGGAGGAAAAAGUGCCUCCGCUACCCCCGAAGCGUUUACGCAAACAAGACAGCAAUGCCGAAAACAGAUCAAUAGAGGCAAAUAUUGGCGAUGCUCAACGUAAGUCACGCCAACAAGCACCGAUUCUGAUUACCAAGCCCUCUGACGAGUCAUUGCCACCAAACAAACGCUUGCCACAGAAACCUGGAUCCAGCAACACCUUGCCUAGACAAAAGAAACCAGGGUUCUUUUCCAAACUGUUUUCAAGACGCAAGAGUAAAUCCGACCUCACUCAGGGUGGCGGGCAAGAAACUACAUCAAAGGACAACUCGAAAACCAGUCCAGUUGCUAGCCGUGAACCGAGUAUUGGGUAUUUCGACAUGAAGGACACUCAUCGUUCGUCCUUGCGGUCGGCCAAAUCGCUUCAACCACCUUCCUUCCCAAAUUCACCAUCCAAAAACAAUCAGAAGCUGGGUAAACCUGUGGCCCGCAGUGUGAGUAGUGUUUCGGGUAAGCGACGACUACUGUACCACUCGAAUGCCGACAUUAUACACAUUCCCCUAAAGGGUGAAUUGUACCCCGAUGAGGAAUAUUCACAUGCGAGCACUAUAACACUGGCCAAUACACUGGAUCAGAGUACAGUAUCUGCCUUGGAACAGGCCCAAAUACCCAUUACAGAUGGCAAUAUGGAGCUGGUGGCCAUUGCGGAUCGUGAGGGCUUGCGCAAUUUGACCGAGGGUCAAUUCAAUGUGGAACUUGACCCCAGCAUGGACCUAACCGAAGCAGAACACUAUGCCCUUUAUACCACAAUGCCACUCAAGGCAACAGCCAGUGAGUUUGAUGAAGCCUCCGCCUACUAUGCGCCCGUGGAUGCGGGUGAAAUUCUUACACCCGAAGAGGUGGCACAGCGGUUACUGGCCGCCAACCGUCAGAACUAAUUUCAGUUGUGCCACUCAACCCAUUGCUUGGGUGUCUGUUUGUCACGUCGUACCGUUCAGAUGCCGUAACUGGCGAUCGAAGGAACGACGCAACCACCA
Stomoxys calcitrans (stable fly) is the source of this 3488-nucleotide messenger RNA. It is a transcript of the gene dl, whose product is annotated as embryonic polarity protein dorsal. The transcript has 7 exons. NCBI's taxonomy places the organism in Eukaryota, Metazoa, Arthropoda, Insecta, Diptera, Muscidae. Gene Ontology annotation, cellular component: nucleus; cytoplasm. Gene Ontology annotation, biological process: canonical NF-kappaB signal transduction; cellular response to stress; inflammatory response. The coding region runs from base 423 to 3389 and encodes 988 amino acids. Gene Ontology annotation, molecular function: DNA binding; DNA-binding transcription factor activity. The record is from RefSeq and is a predicted model, not a curated record.